AUGGCUGCCUCUAUCAAUCAUGCACACCCUCGCCAUAAUGCACCCGAGACAGGGUGCAAGUUGGUCAAUCGGUUGCAAGAAAGCAAAUCCCCUUAUGUCCGAGGGCAUAUGAACAACCCAGUAGCAUGGCAAGUCUGGGAUGCAGAAUCUAUGGAGCUGGCUAAGAAGCACAACCGUUUAAUAUUCCUCAGUAUCGGUUACUCCGCAUGCCAUUGGUGCCAUGUCAUGGAGAAAGAAUCGUUCAUGUCGCCGGAGGUAGCUGCGAUUCUAAACGAAUCUUUUAUUCCCAUCAAGGUUGAUCGUGAAGAGCGCCCGGACAUUGACGACGUCUAUAUGAACUACGUGCAAGCCACAACAGGGUCUGGCGGUUGGCCAUUGAACGUCUUUUUGACGCCAGAUUUGGAGCCGGUGUUUGGAGGAACUUACUGGCAAGGCCCUAAUUCACACACCUUCACCGGACCCGGGGCAAUUGGGUUCGUGGAGAUCUUGGAGAAGCUGAGGGAUGUUUGGGACACCCAGCAGCAACGCUGCCUCGAAAGCGCUAAAGAGAUCACCAAGCAACUAAGAGAAUUCGCUGAAGAAGGGACACACUCUCAGCAAGAGGAACGCGAUGGUGACGAGGACAUGGACAUUGAGCUUCUGGAAGAAGCAUAUCAGCAUUUUCGCUUCGCGGUCACAGACGUGGUAGGAAAGGAUGAGUGCGAACAAGCAACUGCUAUGGCAGUCACCACGUUGGUGAACAUGGCUCGUGGUGGACUUCGGGAUCACAUCGGCCACGGGUUUGCACGCUACAGCGUGACGAUGGACUGGGGUCUUCCUCACUUCGAGAAAAUGCUUUAUGACCAGGCGCAGCUGUUAGACACAUACGUCGAUGCUUUCCGCUUGACUCAUGACCCCGAGCUCUUGGGCGCAGUUUAUGAUUUGGUCGCCUACUUGACAACCGACCCGAUACAGUCGCCCACCGGAGGGUUCUUCUCAUCCGAGGAUGCAGAUAGCUACCCCAGUGCAAACGAUACGGAGAAGCGAGAAGGCGCCUUCUACGUUUGGUCACUGAAGGAAAUUACUCAGGUUCUGGGCCCCCGCGAUGCCCCCGUUUGUGCCAAACACUGGGGUAUUCUCCCCGAUGGCAACGUCCCCCCUGAGUAUGAUCCACACGAUGAGUUCAUGAAUCAAAAUGUGCUGGCCGUGAAGGCCACCCCAAGUAAGCUCGCGAAAGACUUUGGACUCAGCGAGGAUGAAGUGGUCAGAAUCAUCAAGGCGGGAAAGCAAAAGUUACACGGUUAUCGUGAACGUACUCGCGUCAGGCCUGAUCUAGACGACAAGAUCAUUGUGGCUUGGAACGGACUGGCGAUCGGUGCGCUUGCCAAAUGCAGUGUCCUCUUCGAAGAGAUUGAAAGCUCCAAGGCUGUCCAUUGCCGGGAAACUGCCGCACGGGCAAUCAGCUUUAUAAAAGACAACCUAUUUGACAAGGCUACAGGACAAUUAUGGCGAAUCUACCGCGACGGAAACCGCGGAGACACACCAGGUUUCGCCGACGACUAUGCAUACCUAACAAGUGGUUUGCUGGACAUGUAUGAUGCCACUUUUGACGACAGCUAUCUCCAGUUCGCCGAGCGACUGCAAAAGUACCUGAACGAAUACUUCCUUGCCCAGACGGGCUCUACUGCUACCGGAUAUUACAGCACACCAUCAGUGACCACCCCCGGGAUGCCUGCUCCUCUCCUCCGUUUGAAGACCGGCACCGAAUCAGCCACGCCCUCAAUAAAUGGAAUCAUCGCGCGCAACCUAUUGCGUCUCGCUGCCUUACUCGAAGAUGAGACCUACCGAACCUUGGCGCGACAGACUUGCAAUUCUUUUGCUGUGGAGAUCAUCCAGCACCCAUUCCUAUUCGUUGGUAUGUUAGAUGUGAUCGUGGGUCUGCAAAUUGGCACCCGCACCGUGACAGGUGUUUUCGCUACAGCCGACCUCUCAUCGCUGCCUAAUCCUCGUGGCGACAGUCUGAGUCGCAAUGCCGAGCCUGUCUCUGCACGCGACCUGAUCCGCCGGCGAGUCCGGGCUGAGGCCGGCGUGGCCGUCUCCUCGUCCAUCGCAGUGACCUCUCUCGUUGACAUCCGUCCCUCGCAUCUGAAAGACUUUGUGGGGAACGAGUCGUUCUGGCUCAAAAUGCGCAACCCGCUUUUCCAAGAACUCAAGGCUGCCGAGCCCGCCAAAAACCAUCUUCUGGUCUGCGAGUCUGGGCGAUGCAACACUAUUGAGCUUUAG
Molecule: messenger RNA, 2262 nt
Organism: Penicillium brevicompactum
Lineage: Eukaryota; Fungi; Ascomycota; Eurotiomycetes; Eurotiales; Aspergillaceae
Product: thioredoxin domain-containing protein
Exons: 5
Coding region: 1-2262 (753 amino acids)
Biological process (GO): carbohydrate metabolic process
Source: RefSeq, a predicted model, not a curated record